Molecule: messenger RNA, 357 nt
Organism: Geodia barretti
Lineage: Eukaryota; Metazoa; Porifera; Demospongiae; Tetractinellida; Geodiidae
Source: the annotation of a GenBank genome assembly
AGCAAAUUCCAGCCUGUGUUUCAACCUUGGAGAGAGAAAGAGUGUGAGUGUGUGUGUGUGUGUGUGUGGGAGGAGACAGUGGGAGGAGACAAUCUUGUUAUUAAAGGUUUUGAGAACGGUGUGAGCAAUGCCAAAAACAACUUCUUUGAAAGUGAAUAGGUUUGGCAGGAACAAACUACUGCCAGCCAGUAAAAGAACUUGUAACCAACAUCGGUUUAAAAACAAAUGGAGACGCUACUCCUUGAAAGUAAGAGCAAACCAUAUAUAGCCAUAACAACCAAGUACAAGGCAACACAAUGAAACCUCAGAAUAAAGAACCUCUCUACAAAGGUACACGUGGUUCUGCCCCAGACUAAU